ACUUUUUAGAAGUCUGCACAUGUACACACACUUGGCAUUUGUCUGCCUCGCUGCACUUUAGUCCCAUUGUGCAUCGUAUUUCUUUGACUUUAUCUCAAGUCAGUUUUCUGGCUUACUCGCUCUGUUUUCAUGAGAAUUGUAUGUAUUUGCACAAAUGAAUGAAACAGUUGUUAGGAUUCUGUGGUGAACUCUGGCACAUUUACAGUGCCAUCAGAGUAUUCACACCCAUUUGACUUUUUAACACAUGUAGUUUUCCAAUCGAAAUUUAAAAUGGAUUUAAUUUGAGAUUUUUGGGUCACUGGCGCGCGUGCACACAACGUCAAAGUGGAGGUCUGUUUUUAGACAUUUUUACAAAUUGAAUAAGAAAUGGAAAGCCUGCCUGGGCGGCAGGUAGCCUAGUGGUUAGAGCGUUGGACUAGUAACUGAAAGGUUGCAAGAUUGAAUCGCUGAGCUGACAAGGUAAAAAUCUGUCGUUCUGCCCCUGAACCCACUGUUCCUAGGCCGUCAUUGAAAAGAAGAAUUUGUUCUUAACUGACUUGCCUAGUUAAAUAAAGGUAAAUUAAAAAGUCUUCAGUCAACAAGUAUUCAACCCAUUUCAAGUUCAAGAGUUAACAUGUGCAGUGUGAGCAGCAGCUAUUGUAAUGUACCUGUCGUCAUCCCAAAGUGUGAGCUCUAAGCAUGCUCCUGAGGUGGUGCUGGUCUUUGAAGAAAAACAGGAAAUAAUUCUGUUUCAUUUUGCACUCAUCCUAAAAUCCAGUAGAUGCCUUUUUGUUUCUGUAAGACUGUGUGGAAGGGGGUGUGUCUAGUAGGUGGGUGAGUGGGGUAGCUAUACAUCGUUAAAGAAAGGCUCCAAAUGUUUCUGCCACUAUUUUUAUAUUUGAAGACAAAAGACAGAUCCCACUCUCAGGAUGGUAUCAUCAGUGGGUGAUGGCUUGUCGGCUUAGUAUGUUGUGGUUAUGUAUACGUUUGCGUGUAGCUGUGAGUGUGAAAGCUGUGGUAUGGUAAGUCCGUUUGUGUGUUUUCUUUGUUUUGGGUAGGACAUGUUUGUUAUUUAGCCUGCGUCUCACAGAGCUCAGAUUACAGCCUUGAUUUCAGGCUCUGCUGGAAUGUCCCCGGCUCCUCGCUAUUCUGGUCCUGACUGAGGGACACUGCAGCUCUAGAGCUCAGCCCAACGCUCUUCCUCCUCCCCUUACUUUACCUCCUUUUCCUCCCUCUUCCUCCCGUCUACUGCACCUCCCCCAUCAUAUUCAGCUGCCUUCAGCUGUACCUUUUAUCUCAGUUGCUGUGGAAGACCCUUAGGAUUUGAUCUGCGUGGAAGAUCCCAUAGGCACACACAGUUGUUGCCACGCUAGCAGUGCCUACUUUCUCGUGUGUCGGCAGGAAGUUGACCUAUGAAUAAUGCAGGUGACCCCUCCAAUGGGGGCUAGGGGAUGAUGUGGAAAUUAAGUGACUAGGUUACCAAGAAAACGGACAGGGGAUAGCUUACCGUUGCUUGGUACUGAGGGUAUUAAAGAUGCAGAUGGAGCGAGAAAGGGACAGAUACACAGAAUAUGUCAAUGUUGUGGAUGGGUGGCCACAUCCAGGAAGUGAUGAGGCAGGGUACGAUGAAAGAGGAUGCAAACAGGAUGCUAUCUUCUGUGGCUUCCUGUUUCUUUUUAGAAUGACUGUUCCCAUGAAGUUCUACCAAAUAUUAAACAUUUUAACAGGAAGUAGAAGAGUGUGGGUUCUGUUCUAAAUAGUAUCAGCCAGCCAAUGGGAUCGCUCAUUACUGUAGUGCUUAGAAGGCGGGACAUAGUCCAUAUUAAAACAUCUCUAAUAAAAGCAAGUUGGUGAACAAACUCAAAAUAGCCAAAUGAACUUGCAGUUUGUUACGUUAUAAUUUUCAGGAGCCACAUUGGGCUUGGUUAAUUUUGUUCACCAACUCUCACCUUUUUAUCUUAGUCCUGUCUGUCAGACUGACUGGUAGCAUCCAUUGACCAUUUACUGCUCAGUAGCCUUUUUUAUGUAUUUUCUUGGUCGGAGUACUUGCUUUAGACCUGCCAGUGUACAGUGUGUGUGUACUGGUCUCUUCUCUCAUAACAGGCUGUGCUGAGACAUUGAGGUCAUAGACUCUGUCUCCGAUCCCAAUCCAUUCAAUCAGGUGAAGGUGUGUGAACAUGUGGAGUCCUUGCCAUUUACACUGCACAUUCUCCAAAUUAUCUAUCUAGUUCAACAAACUUUGUAGGCCUGUGCUGUUUUAUAAAACCGUUAACUGCUUUCAAUUCCUAUCACUUUAAAACCUGCCCCGUACCUGGAACAAACAUCUCCCAAUCUCUGGCCAAGUUUCACAUUGUCAGAAGUGGCUGAUUCAGGAUAAUUUACAUAAUGCCAGGCUUGUUGUGACUUGUUCAUGGUGGGCUUCUGUUCAGACAACGACUGUCUGAAAUAGAAAGGGUGUAUCUAGCUGGCGUACAUUUUUUUCCUUCCUCUUCAGAGUAUAGGUCUAUUGAAAAGUUGAAGUAAAAGCGAACAACAAAUGGAAUGACCUAGCUUUCACCUGGGUUCACCAUGUCAGUCUGAUUUCUUAUUAACGUCACCUGUUAAAUCCGCUUCAAUCAGUGUAGCUGAAGGGGAGGAGACAUGUUAAAGAAUGUUUAAGCCGUGAGACAAUUGGGACAUGGAUUGUGUAUGUGUGCCAUUCAGAGAGUGAAUGGGCAAGACAAAAGAUUUAAGUGCCUUUGAAUGAGUGUCAAGAACUGCAGCGUUGUUGGGUUUUUCACACAACAAUUUCCUGUGUUUCAAGAAUGGUCCACCACCCAAAAGACAUCCAGCCAAAUUGACAAAACUGUGGGAAGCAUUGGAGUCAACAUGGGCCAGCAUCCCUGUGGAAUGCUUUUGACACCUUGUUGAGUCAAUUCUCCAACAAAUUGAGUCUGUUCUGAAUAUUAGGAAGGUGUUCCUAAUGUUUUGUGCAUGUAUGCAAAUAUAUUCAGUUUGAUGCCACUGGGCAGCAUGGUUGUCAAAAUGUUUUUGUUCUUUUCCCCCUAUGUCUUGUAUAGUCUGACCUUUUUUUUCUUUCAGUACCGACAAGCGGGACUCUGCUCUAAGAUGUGAGGGGGGAGAAAAUGAGGGAAAGACAGAUUUAGAGGGAUGGUGAAAAGGAGAUUGAACAGGGAGCAUGCAGUGGAGACGUAUGGCUUAGACUAGGAGUGUGUCAGCGGUGGCGCUCUACAGGAGACUAGGAGUGUUUCUCAAUACAUACUACUGUGCUCCUAGCACGGGAGGGUCGGAGUACGAGUCCAGAUCAAAGUAUGCGAAAAAGGAGCACUAAUCAAAUGCAUACUCCGUUUGUACAUAUUUGGAAGCUUCAACAGAAAGUAUGCACAGAAAUAUGACGCAACCACGUAAAGAAAUUAUGCACAUUUUCUUGAAAUCAAUGAAACCAUUGUUUGAGCUGAAGCGAGAGAAAAUAAACUGACUUCGGAUUGAAAUGUUGCCCAAUCACAUCGCAUACUGUAUGUUGCCGGGCUACAAUAUUUUAUCUUGAAAAGUUAAUAAAUGCAUGUUGUGUAAUUUGGGCUUUUUUUUCUUUUUUACCUGCCUACAAUUAUUUAAUUUUUUUACAUUUAAUUGUUUACCUUUAUUUAACUAGGCAUGUCAGUUAAGAACACAUUCUUAUUUACAAUGACAGCAUAGGAACAGUAGGUUAACUGCCUUGUUCAGGGGCAGAACGAUAGAUUUUUAUUUUGUCAGCUCGGGGAUUCGAUCUCGCAACCUUUCAGUUACUAGUCCAAUGCUCUAAACACUAGGCUACCUGCCGCCCCAAUACCCACUGUAGUGUGCAUAGGUCGCAAGCUCAUAGUAAGUCCGGGUUCCCGAGUGGCGCAGCGGUCUAAAGCACUGACUCUGAGGUGUCACUACAGUCCCUGGUUCGAUUCCAGGCUGUAUAACAUCCGGACAUGAUUGGGUGUCCCAUAGGGCGGCGUGCAAUUGCCCCGGGUUUGGCCGUGGUAGGCUGUCAUUGUAAAUAAGAAUUUGUUCUUAACUGACUAGCCUAGUAUUUUUAAUAUUUUUUAAAACUUUAAAGUCAAUAGCAGUAACAGGCUAGCAACUUAUUUUAGUUAGCAAGCCAGAUAUAGCCACAAAUAAUUUAGCUAGCUACACACGAAGAAUUGACAUCUGCCUUAACGUUAGUUAGUCAUCUUUGCGAUCUGGUUAGAUUAUUAUGAUUCGCACAUGCAGUAGCUAGCUGAUAGUAAUGAAGUAACUAUUGUUGCCAUUGUCCUCCCAUGGGGGGACCAGGGUUCAAUUCCCACGGGGGGGCCAGGAUGAAUAUGUAUGAACUUUCCAAUUUGUAAGUCGCUCUGGAUAAGAGCGUCUGCUAAAGGACUUAAAUGUAAAUGUAAAUGUCCUGGCUGGAAGAAGGUUCAGUGAAUGGGGGUGCUGCAUGAGGUAAUACAGUAGGGGGGGUGUGGGUGCUUCUCAAAUAUUUUAUGUGUUCUCCACACUAUCCGAUCUUCACAAACAUCCUCGGGGGAUGCACUUGAAGCAUGAGCGCGUGGAGCACGGUAGUAUGUAUAUUGAGAAACCCCCUAGGAGUGUCAGAGGUGGUGCUCAACACGUCCAAGCCUGCAGUUUUGGACUGAGGUUGCAUAACGGCUCUCAUCCAUUCUGCAGUUUUCCACUCAGGAAUGAUGAGCUCAUAGCGUGUGUACGAUUGUGAGAAAGACAGUAUGUCUGUGCGUGCCAGUGUGCUUGCCUGCCCAUUUCAGUUGUGUGUGUGUGUGUGUGUGCCGUAGCCUACCUCUCAAGCGCUGGAACAAUGAACUUGAAGGUUUUUUUUUUCUUUGGUGUGGGAAAGGGAAAGUAGUGGACGUCUUCCUCUGGUGUGAACCCUGAGGGGGUCAAGGCCAGUCCAGGGGAGGAAAACAAGGGCAGAGUCUACGAAGAAGAACAGCAGAUGUAGAGGGAGGAUUCGGGGUGCUGAUAUGUGCUGAGGAUGAGUGGCGUGGCAGACAACUCCAUGGCGCCCAUGUGCUCCGAACGGAAACGCAAGAUCUCCACCUGUGAUACACCAGGCCUUGGGUGUGACAAGCGCAGAAGGGAGCAGGAGAGUAAAUACAUCGAGGAGCUGGCUGAGCUGAUCUCUGCCAACCUCAGCAACAUGGUCAGCUUCAACGUGAAGCCAGACAAAUGUGCCAUCCUCAAGGAAACCGUCCGGCAGAUCAGGCAAAUCAAAGAGCAAGGGAAGAGUUCAUGCAGCGAUGACGACGUCCAGAAGGCAGAUGUGUCUUCCACUGGUCAAGGGGUCAUUGACAAGGACCAUCUGGGACCGCUACUGCUACAGGCACUGGAUGGGUUUCUGUUUGUGGUGAACCGGGAGGGCAGUAUUGUGUUUGUGUCUGACAACGUGACCCAGUACCUACAGUACAAACAGGAGGAGCUCAUCAAUACCUCUGUCUACAACAUCCUCCAUGAGGAUGACCGGGAACAGCUGCACAAGAACCUGCCCAAGAACAACGCACCCAAUGGUGGGUCAUGGGGAGGAGAGGCACUGCGGCAGAAGAGCCACACCUUUAACUGUCGUAUGCUGGUGAAAUACGGUCACGGACAGAACUAUCAGAACCAUGGUCCGUCUGAGGGUCCCAACAGGCAGCGCUACGAGACCAUGCAGUGCUUCGCCCUGACCCAGCCCCGUGCCAUGAUGGAGGAAGGAGAAGACCUGCAGUCGUGUAUGAUCUGCGUGGCCCGUCGCGUCAAUGCAGUGGAGAGGACCGAGAGGUUCAGCACCCGCCAUGAGCUCUCAGGUAAACUGAUAGAGAUCGAACAGCAGAGUUCUCUCCACACCACCAUGCAUCCAGGCUGGGAGGACCUGGUGAGGCGCUGCAUGCAAAUGUUCCUCCAUCGCAGCGAGGGCCAGCCCUGGUCCUACAAACGUCACUACCAGGAGGCCUUCCUGCAUGGCCGUGCCGAGACGCCAUCUUACCGGUUCUCUCUCUCCGACGGCACCCCGGUCACUGCUCAAACCAGGAGUGAACUGUGUCGUAACCAUACCUCCAAUGAGCCACCCACCUUCCUUUCUACCCACCUGCUACAGAGGGAGCAGAAUGGCUUCCAAACCAACCAGGGGGGUGUGAUGAGGCACCAGGGCAUGGGCCUCCCCAACACCCAGAUAAACAUGGCUCCUGGGGGGGGCAUGGGUGGCAUGAAUAGGGCCUUCGGCAUAGGGGCAGAGCAGGGGCACGUGGGUCAGAGAGGCGGGCCCCCGUAUGCAGCUGGCAACAGGAUGAACUCCAUUAAUCAGACUAACUCGAUGAAUCAAAUGAACCCUUCGAUGCAUCAAAUGAACUCUCAAAUGAAUUCAAUGAACAAUAUGAGUCCGAUGAAUUCCAUUAAUCAAACAAACUCCAUGCAUCCAAUGAACUCUCAGAUGAAUUCCAUGAACCAGAUUAAUUCUAUGAGUCAGAUGAACCAGAUAAAUCGGAUGAACCAGAGGAGUCAGAUGAGCCUCCCUGGAAUGCAUCAGCAGCAUCUACAGCAUCCUCAGCAGCAGCAGGCCCCGUUCCAUGGAGCGGGGUACGGCAUGGGGGCCAUGACUAGCCCACCCCAGGGUAGUCCAGGUAUGAAUGCCCCCCAGCAGAACAUCAUGGGAUCCCCUAGAGUAAGGGGGAGCCCCAAAAUGUGCGCUAGCCCCUUCUCCCCAGGAGGUAUGCACUCUCCCAUGAGCUCGGGUCACCCAGGGGGGUCUGGAGUGAGCACUGGCUUCUCUAGCAGCUCCCUAAAUGCCCUCCAGGCCAUCAGUGAGGGGGUGGGCACCUCUCUACCUGCACUCACCUCUCCACCCGCACAGAAGCCUGACAGCUCCCCAAGCAUCAACUCCACCCAGCAGGGACAAAGCCAGGGGCAGGGCACGGUCUGUAAACCAGGCAGUUCAGACUCAAAGAGCCCGGGUAGCUCACUGGCCAGUGGAGGGGAGCAGCAGCAACAUACCCCCACCACAGAGGGGACCUCAGACAAGCCAGACAGCCAGGCCAACAGGGAGGGCCCAGCCUGGGGAGAAGCCAACAGACGGGGCCCUGACAACAAGGGGGGCCAUAAGAAGCUCCUGCAGCUCCUCACGUCCCCUACUGAGGAGCAAGUGCCCCCUAACCCCCAGGCUGGCCUUGGCACCACCCCCAUGGGCUCUAAGGCCAAGGAGCGCAUGGGGGGUAUGCCCAGCCCCUCCACAGGUGUGUCAUCCUCUACUGCUGCAGUGGGACAGCAAGGCCUAGGAACAGGGGCUGCAGCAGUACACUUUGCCAACCAGUCCCUGCAGGAGAAGCACAAGAUACUCCACAAGCUGCUGCAGAAUGGCAACACCCCAGAUGAGGUGGCCCGCAUCACAGCUGAGGCCACGGGAAAGGUCACUGAUGGUGGUCCAGAGGCUGGGCCAGGAGGUCCAGGAUUGGGGCCAGGGGCAAGGGGGGCUGAGAUGAAGCAAGAGCUGCACAGCCCCAAGGAUAAGACCCACGCCCUCCUCCACUACCUCCUCAACAAGGACGACUCCGAAGGGGCAAGGAGGGAUGUCAAGCCAAAGCUGGAUGAGCUAGAGGGGAGGGGAGCCUCAGGGGUCACAACCUCUGAACCCAACCCCAUGGUGGGGAAGGUCAAGACUGAACCGCCUGAUGAGUUGGAAACCCUGGAGACAAUUCUUGGAGGCUGCAGGAACUCCAGCUCUGGGUUUUAUCCCGAGCCCGACUCCAGAGCAGGAAAAGAAGGGGGGAACCAGCGGGGAAGUGGCCCAGACAGUUUGCAUGAUGGGGGGAGAGAAGCCAUGAUGUCUGCCCAGCGUGGUUCCCUCCAAAGGGCUCUGUCAUUGGACGCUAGGCCCCUAGAUGGUGGUGGUGGCCUGGCAGGGAGGAGGAACGUCCCCUGCCCCACCCUCAUCAAACUGGAGAACAUGGAGGCCCCUAUCCGGCCAGGCAUGACCAACGGUUUUCCAGGACCUGGAGGCAUGGGAGGUAUGAACAGGGCUAUGGGAAUGCCACAGCGGCCCUCCAUGGCAGGGCAAGGUGACUGGGGGAUGCCAAGGUCCAGGGGCAGUCCUGUGGGGGCACCAGGACACCCCUCAAUGGGCCGGCCAGGGAUGGACUUCAUCUCCAAGGGCGUAAUGAGAGGUCCCUUGGUCAACCGAUCCAAUAGUUUACCUGGCAACACCAGGUCUAUGCUGAAGCAGCAACUCAUGGAAAUGGCUUCCAAUGAGGUGAAUAUGGGGAUGAGUCCCUUCAGUGGGCAGGGUCCUCCACCUCACUCCCCCUCCUGGCCUGACAGUGCCAUGGGAAUGGACAGACCACCCACCUACACAAAUAGGCGUCAGUUUGGGAACCCCCUGGAUGAGCUCCUGCUUCCGCCCUCCACCAGCCAGGGGCAGAGUGAUGAGCUGGCACUGCUGGACCAGCUGGACUCUCUGCUCAACAACACUGAUGUUAUCGCCCUGGAGGAAAUCGACCGGGCCCUGGGCAUCCCCGACCUCGUAGGACAGACUCAUGGUCCAGAGCCACAGCCAGGUCCGGGGCGGAGGCCCCAAUCGGAGCCCUUCACUGGCCCAGGACCAGACACCUCCAUGGGGAUGGAGCAGAAGCCCAUGUAUGGCCAGGGGUACCCAGGACCCCCCUCUAUGGGCAUGCAGUCAGCUUAUGGGGGUAACCCCAUGCAGGGCCAGUCCCCUGCUGGUUUCAACCCCAUGAUGAACCAGAUGGGGGGCCAGCAAGGCUCAGAGGGCUUUCCUGGCAUGGGGGAGAUGGGCCACCCCCGCGCCAACAUGAGACCCCGCAUGAUGAGUGCCAUCAAGCCCCUUAGACAGCAGCUGGUGCAGAGGUUACAGGGCCAGCAGUUCAUGAACCAGACCCGUCAGGGUAUGGGCGUCAAGAUGGAGAAUACCCCUACAGGAAACCCCACGUUGCGGCCUGGGAUGCAGCCCAGUAUGGGGAGUCAGCCUGGAUUCCUGAAUGCUCAGAUGAUGGCUCAGCGCAGCAGAGAGAUGAUGACACUACAGAUGAGGAGACAGAGGAUGAUGAUGCUGAUGCAGCAGCAGCAGCAACAGGCUGCAGCAGGAGGCUUCAGCCCCCCACCUAACAUCACGGCCCCUGCAGGCAUGGACAACCCAAUGGCAGGACCCACCAUGAACCAGCCAGGACAGCAGCAGUUCAACUACGGCGGAAACUAUGGAAUGAGCCAGCAGGGGGACCACUCGUUUGUAGGUGCAGGCAGCAGCCCGCCCAGCAACAUGAUGCCAGGUUGUGUGGGAGGGCCUCAGAAUCCCAUGAUGCAACACCACCCCCACAGCGGCCCCAUGUACCAGUCAGCAGACAUGAAAGGCUGGCCACAGGGUGGAAUUCCACGGAACAACUCAUACCCCCAGCAUCAUCAGUUCACCCAGCAGGGGAACCCAGGCCAGUUUGGGGGGCCCAUGAUGAAUGGCUCCAUGGGCGGGCCAGGCCCGGUCAGUGGUGCUGGUGGAGCACAGAUGGGCAUGAACUCCAUGGGAAUGGGCCGGAUGCCAAUGGGACCUGAACAGAAGUAUUGCUGAAAAUUUCUGUAAUCUAUAAGUGCCCUCACCAGGAGGACAGCAAAGACUGCAGUGCCCCACCUAUGUGUCUGCAGUGUGGGUGGGAGAAGGGAUGGCUAAGGGCCACCGGACACAGCCCCAAGAUCUUCUCCCUCCACUGUUCUCCGGCGGACACUCAUAAUAAGCCACAGUGAAAACAAACCAACUACACAGUGAGAGACUCUGGAAUAAAGAUACACCUCAUACCUAAUGCAGCCUCCCGUUGUAGGCUUGCCUCUCUGGGUGGAGUGUGUAUGACUUAGUUCAAGAAGAGGCCCUGCUUGUUCUUCCUGUGGGAGUGUGUCUGCUACACCAGAGGAGGCCGCAUCGUAUGUGUGCUAGGCAACACAAUCUAUUUGAUACAGGAUGGGAUACGGUACAACUAGCUAUGGCUGCACUUUACCAGAGGGCUUCUAUGUAAAAGGAUUGUUGCAAUAUUUCUUAGUCAUUACAGCCUUACAAGAUGCAAUGCAUUCACAGCAUUGGUUUCUUUUUCUUUUAUCCUUUGGAUAUGCCCCUCAAUUUUUUUAAAUUUUGGGAGCUAUUUGCGCAGGUUAUUUCUAUAUUAUGCAGAUUCAAGCAAUACAACUUUCUAUGCUUUAGAUGGAAACUGAGUGUCAAACUCAUAAGCAAACGGUACUGCAGUAUUAAUAUCACAAUUUAUUCAAUGUGAAUACGAAUUGUAAAUAUGCUACAAAAGUAUCGCACAUGCUUUUUAUAGAUCACUUUUUUUGCACAGAGUAUGAGACUUGGUCAAAUUCUACGUGUGUAUUUGUCUACAAGUUCAAUACCAUUUUAGUUUGCAGUUUAUUUUAACAUUUUGAACUGAGUGAGGGUUUCCCGCUUUGUCAUUAUCCUCUGAACAUGUUUCUUCUAAGUGAUAACAGCCAUGUGUUUCUUUUUAGAAGCACUUUUAUUUGGAUGUGGUGCAUUGACAGUUUGGAGCUUUGAAAUUAUCAAAAGGUUUGGUGGUGAUGGAAACUAACACUGGAUUGCAGUGAAUGAAGAAAGGACAGUCUUUCAAAUGAGCAGAGCUUCCUGGCAAGCUGCUGUGUUGGCAUGUGUAUGAGUAUUAUAGAAAAGAUGGGGUGGCGUUAUUGACUAGGGACUGUUUAUAAAGUAGUUCUUCCUUUCUUUCCUAGCUCUCACUAGUGUUUUAUGUCCUUUGACUGUUACUCUUGACUCCAAGAAAUGUACCUUAAAUCUUGCACAAUCCAAAGAUAUUUUUCCAGGUCUUUGUAUGGUUUUUGACAGUGUACAUUUUUAUCUACGAGUUGUAUAUGCGGACAGUAACUAGGUACAUAUCAGCAUAUUAUGAUAUUGUACUGAUAGCAUAGGGGACUGAGUACUGUUGUUCAGAUGCCAGUGGGUAGCUAACAGUAGCAGUGAUGGGUGAUUCAGUGACUGGUCGAAGCCCUUUGCAGUGGCAUGCAACAGAAUGAAAGGCAUAUCAACCGUUCUUUUUUUCCUGACAAUAACAUUCUGUUUUGUCCAGGUUGAUUACUUCACUGCAUUUCUACAUAAGUAAUUUCAUUAUGUCAAACAAAGGAUUCACCUGGGUAUGUUAAUUUUUGUAGUUUUCCUUUGUUUUACAGGAUGUGUAUUCCUACGGUUUUUGUCUCGAUGUUGAUAGGGCCAUGCUAUCCUGGAUCCUUGGGACAUCUCUAAGUUGACUUUAAAAAAAAAGGUUAAGGUUGGGUAAGGGUUAUGGUUAGUGGCUUUCCAAAGGAACUUGGCUAGCAUUAACUGAUGUUGAUAUUGAUGUAAAUACAAAUUUCUAUUUAAACA
Messenger RNA from Salvelinus fontinalis (brook trout), 11353 nucleotides. Its product is annotated as nuclear receptor coactivator 3-like. The coding region runs from base 4979 to 9547 and encodes 1522 amino acids. Gene Ontology annotation, biological process: positive regulation of transcription by RNA polymerase II; cellular response to hormone stimulus. The transcript is spliced from 21 exons. Gene Ontology annotation, molecular function: protein dimerization activity; nuclear receptor binding. The record is from RefSeq and is a predicted model, not a curated record. Lineage: Eukaryota; Metazoa; Chordata; Actinopteri; Salmoniformes; Salmonidae. Gene Ontology annotation, cellular component: nucleus.